Messenger RNA from Sungouiella intermedia, 4158 nucleotides. NCBI's taxonomy places the organism in Eukaryota, Fungi, Ascomycota, Pichiomycetes, Serinales, Metschnikowiaceae. The record is from the annotation of a GenBank genome assembly.
AUGUCUCUCAAGCAGCUGCUCAAAUCGGCUAAAGGCGCCAUCGAGCGUGGAGACCUAGAACUUGCUCUCGAGUGCGUUGAUGAUGCACUUGACUACGACAAAAACUGCUACUUUGCCUACAUUUUCCAAGGUAAAUCGUACCAGCUUCUUUCACAGCUAGAGAAUGCCACUAAAUCGUUUGAAAAGGCUAUCAAACUCGAGCCAGACAAUCUCUUGGGAUGGAAAGGUUAUUUUCAAGUGGGAAAAUCAUUGGAUGACUACAAUAAGUUUUUCGAAAUACUCACAGGAUACUUGGAAGUGCUAAUUGACCAGGACUUGGGUACUGCCGAAGUUAUCAAGGACGUUUACAACUACUUGAACGCUCGAAAGUACCAAACAGAUGACGAAUUGCAUGAAGCAUUUCUUCGAGCUAUCUUACCAGGCACAAAGUUGGGAGACUUGCUCGAUGGAGCCAUGGGAAAGCCCGAAGACACAUUGAGAAAACUUAUCACAUUGACUAAGAACAGAGAGGCACAGGAAGUGAGACAAGUACUUGCAAAGGAGAAACUCAAGUUACCUCGAGCACUCACACCGACACUUGUGGCGCAAUUGAACCAGUUGGAGUGGAGCAUCCGUGAACCUUACCACCUCUCACAGUUAUACUCAGAUUUCCUCAACUAUUGUCAAGAUGACGAGUUGAGACGCAAGUAUGAGGUAGAGUAUCUCAAGUACAAGUACGAGAUUCUUCGCAUUAUUCCAGAAAAGCGCAAGCUCAUCAAGGAGAUCAAGGAGAUGUGCGAGGAUAUGGUUCUUAUCGAUACAGACGAUAUCUUUGCGUGGUCUCUCCACUUUGACUUGACGGAUCCCAAGACGUUGGCACAUUUGGAUCAAGAUACGGUUUUCAGAUUCAUAUCUAAAUUCGAGAACGAGGGCCUCGGCCUUCUCCUUUUGGCUUUCUGUAUGAGCGAUUUAUCUCCGUUUGAUAAGUCAAAGUUGAAGGACUUGAACUUGAAAUUACUAUCCAAAUCCACCCCUGCACCCGAUGGAGAGGACUUGGAAACAAAUAUCAUUGAAAUGGAUGCUGCAGUUUCCGAUUCUCUCCUAUCUCCCGAUGAAGUGCUUGAAUUGAUGCAGGUGGGCUCAACUAAAGCAUCUAACUCUAUGCUUGCACACCGUAUCAUCUGCAACUAUUACAUUCACUUGCAAGAGUACGAGAUGGCAUCCACAAAAUGUACCAUUGCCACUCGUCAACUUGCAGAUAUCCAACGUUCUUACGGCAUCGACUUGGUCAACUGUAAAGAGGAUAUCUUGUGUCUGCUUGCAACUGUCUACACGUACCACGAGGCCCCUAAGAAUUUUUCUCGGGCUCUUCAAUUGUACGACCGAAUUCUCAAUGACAAUCCCGAGAACAAAGAUGCUUUGAUUGGAAAAGGUUUGAUCUUGCUCGAGAAACGUGAGUUGUCCGAGGCAAGUACCAUGCUUAACCAAGUGGCCUCUAAAUUUCCUGAGGACUGGAGGGCAUUGAGUGAACUUGGAUGGUGUCAAGUUUUGUCAAAAGAUUACAAUGCUGGGCGUGAAACGCUUUAUACGGCUCUUAACAAUAUCCAGGGCUGGAAUCUAUUUGAGGCUAGAGCCAGUGUUCAGUGGAGACUUGCAAAAAGUUUUUUACUUCAAGAACCUGUACAAGAUGGAGGCGUGAAGCGGGCAUAUGAUCUUUUGAUUCAAUCAUUGAAAGACUCCAAGAAUUACGCACCCUCGUUCACUCUUUUGGGAAUAAUCUACAACGACUACUAUAAUGACACCUCCAGAGCACAAAAAUGCUUUUUUAAAGCAUUUGAGAUCGAUGUGGCCGAGGUAACUGCAGCAAAGUACAUUGUCACCGAACUUGCUGAAAAGAACGAAUGGGAGGUCACCGACAUUUUAUGUAAAAGAGUCGUUACUUCCGAAAAGAGUAGAAGAAUCCUAUUUAGUCCUCUUCUCGAGGACUCUGAUAAAUCGUGGCCCUACAGAGUGCUUGGAUGUUCUGCAUUGAACAGACAAGAUGACGCCAAGGCCAUUGAGUGGUUUCAGACAGCUUUGCGAAUGCAAGCGAUGGACACGGAAUGUUGGGUUGGAUUGGGUGAAGCAUAUUUUAACUGUGGAAGAAUUGACGCUGCCAUCAAGGUUUUUCAGCAUACAACCAAAGUGGAUCCAGAUUCGUGGACCAACUUUUACUUCCUUGGAUUGGCUGUUUGCGAAAUCAGAGAUUUCGUAGAUGGAAUUGACCUCUUAAAGAAGGCUUUGACCAUGAGCCCAAAUGAGGAAUGUAUUAUCAAUGCAAUCUAUGAAAAGUGCAUCGACUAUUCGAGCCAGUUGAUUCUUGGAGGAUUCAUUGGCAGGACCCUCGAUACCAAUAAGUUUGCUAUUCAGAAAAUCCAUGAAGCUGUUAACAUUAACCACACUUCACAAAGUUUGUGGAAAUCGCUUGGACAGUGUCUCAAUUUGGCCACUAAAGUCCAAUUCAACAUCGAGAGUUUCCCAAUUGAUACUGUUCUUGCCAUUUUAGAGAAAGUUCCAGGCAUUGAUCAUGUCGACUUCUCCAAAGAAAAAGCUCAGAACUUAUUCAAUGAGGGUAAAUACGUUCAAGCUAUUUCAAUGUUGCAGAUCUUAUCUGCGAAUGCAGCAAUUGCUGUCUUGCCUGCAAAGGUGAGCAAGUUUUUGAGGUCGCUGGCCCACUUCAACAUGGGAUUGGCACUUUUAGAUGCCUUCAACAGUGGAGAAGAAAGACAGACUAUGUUCAGAGAUCAUGCUGUAGCAUCUUUGAAGAGGGCCAUCCAAAUUGAGGGAGGAAAUGCUCUGUAUUGGAUUGCUUUGGGAAAUGCAUAUGCUUCAGCCAACGCCGAGGUUGCUCAACACUGCUUUAUUAAAGCCAGCGUGUUGGAUUCACGCGAUAUUCAAGUUUGGAUCAACUUGGCCGCAUUGUAUUUGCGCUAUGGCGAUACAGAGUUGGCAAAGGAGGCAUUUGAGCGCUCCACAUCUCUUGCACCCGAUCAAUCUGUUUCCUGGUUGGGAGUGGCUUUGACUGCUGAAGCAGAGGGUGACUCCAAGACUGCUUCAAGAAUGACCACCCACGCUUAUGUUUUGUCUAACGGAAGAUCUCCGUUGGCGCAGUUGUGCUAUGCUACGUCUGUGGUCACGCUGAGAAUUGGAAAUGCAAAGAAUGCCAAGGAUGUAGAAGCGGCGCAAGAGUUCAGCAUUGCAAACUACGCUAUCCAAAGCUUCUUGAAGAUGCAGCCAAAUGACGUUACAGGAUUGAAGCUUGCACUUUUGCUCAGUGAGAGAUGUCAGACGUACAACUUGAGUGUCGAUAUUGGGGAGAGACUAUGCCAAUUGUUGGAGCAAAAGUACGAAGAGUCUGAGAGUCUGCAAGUAUUGUUGCAAUUUGCACAAGCAAAGACCCAGUUGGCUAGAAUCUGCUUGGGAAUCGAAGAGUACGAGAAAGCCAUUGACCAUGCACAAUUCACCUUGGAUGUUCUUGGAGAAGAAGAGUAUACAGAAGAGGUACGUGACGCGUUGCUUUCGUCGAGAGUGGUCAUUGGAUUGUCUUUCCUCUUCAACAAUCAGUUCAACGAUGCGUUGGAGGAAUUGAAGAUGAUUCUCAGCGAGCACAGCCAAUCACACCGUGCUGUUACGUUAAUCGCUCAAGUGUUGUUCGCCUACAACACUCCAGAAACUAAGCAGGCGGCCAUUGACCAACUUUUUUCAUUUAUUGAAGAGAACGGAUCGUCGCUUAUGGUUGUGCUCACUUUGGGAGCCAUUUCUGUGGCCGAUAACCUCGAAGAAUACUUCGUUCCUAUCAAGGAAGAGCUCGAAGGCUUGCUGCUUGUCGAGCUUGUAGGUGACGCAAACCGUUUGGUUCCUAAAGUAUUGGCCGAAUUGACCGAACGCAUCACUGGUAAAAAAGAUACCAAGGUGUGGCAGAAGUUUGCCAUGUUGUUUCCUCUGGAUUACAAUAUCUGGUGCAAUCUCAGCCUGAACAUGGCAUUGUCCACGGCAUUACUCUCGGACUCCAAACGUACAGCUCUAGAGGUGUCGCAAGCAUAUGUGAACAAGGGAACACGCAGAGAAGUGCAAAGAGCAUUGUUACUUUGUGCUGAUCUUGGAGCAGCACGCAAGGCGCUUGGGAUUGCAAGUGAAUAA